This is a messenger RNA of Suillus paluster, 451 nucleotides long. RefSeq lists its product as uncharacterized. The annotation marks the transcript as partial. NCBI's taxonomy places the organism in Eukaryota, Fungi, Basidiomycota, Agaricomycetes, Boletales, Suillaceae. The record is from RefSeq and is a predicted model, not a curated record. The transcript is spliced from 3 exons.
AAUCACAUAUCCGCACGCCAAGUACUGCACGUCUUCCUUCAACAUAGGGCCCAUGCCUGCGAUAUAUGCUUCCAUCCCCAUCAUAUGCUAUGAUAUUUUCCUAGUCGCUCUCGCGGCUGUUAUCCUCGUGAAACACUUGAAAGAACGAAAAGAAGUCAGAAUGAGGCCUAACAUCUAUGUCCUAUUUAUCGUUCGAUGUCAUAUCAUAUACUUCGUCCUGAACUUGACAAACCAAAUCUUAUUGGCGCUAUUAUGGCUCAACCUGACAGAGCCAGCGAUGAGUCUCUCAGAGACGUUCAUCAAUACCGCGCCAUUCAUCAUUGCGCCCCGCCUGAUCAUCAGCAUUUGGGAUACUCAUGCCAACACAGAGUGCGCACAUAUCAGCACGGCGUUCGCAGAUUGUGUAUGUUGGACUCUGCCACCGACACUCGAGCAGCACGAGAUGGGCUCC